AUGCAGGGGACGAAGCUUGACCGCAUUGGUAUCACGAACGGCGCACUUCUCGGUAAACCGAUACAGGCUCUUGCAGCAGCGGGAAACGUUGUCUAUGCUGGCACGCAGGGUGGAUUGUAUCGAUAUUAUAAGGCACUCCCUGCUGAUACUACUACGGCGAUUGGCGGUGAUGCCACAAACACCCAGAACGUCAAACCGAAGGUAUGGCACAAGGUGCAAGGGACCCCUUUCGAUACUAUUUCCAUUCAAGCUAUCAACGUUCCAAAUUGGAAUAAUACCCAGAUUUAUGUUGGAACACAAAAAGGACUUUACAGCAGUAAGGAUUUAGGGGAAACAUGGCGUGAGGUCGCCCCUCAAAUUUACAGUGACAGGUCCAUCGUCAGUAUCGUUUCUGUUGUGGAUACGAAUGGUGAUAAAGCAAUUUAUGUCGCCAGUACAGCGGUAAUUGAUGCGAUGCCCUCAGAACGGACGGUCCCCACACCUAAGGUUACAACGGUGCAUUGGUAUCUGGAGGAUUCCUCUCUUGAGUGGAAUCCGCUUCCUUCUAUAACGCAUCCGGUUUAUGCGCUGGCAAGUGGAGGUAAAACGUGGAUUGUCCCGCAAGCCUCUAUAGGCUUGCGCUUAGAAGACCCCUCGCGGGCAUCUGAUAUUGAACUGUACGCUGGCACGCCCGAUGGUCUCUAUGAGUGGCAUCGUCUUGGCACAUGGCGGAAAACCGAAGGUACUGCUGCAGCCUCGUUGUUAACGUCAGCACCUUCCGGCGUGUACAUCGGUAAUGGAACUUCUAUCCUGCAUCGUGCCGUACCUACAGCGGGAUGGCAGCCGUUUGCUACACGGAACGAAGGGAUCAGUUACACCUAUAGGGACGAGCCUAUUGUCCGGCAGGUGAAAACAUACUUGACCGAAAGAAUACCAGCAAUUGCCCAAACCGGUGGUGAGGCUGUCGGAGAAGCGUUUCAGUUCGCCGGUUCAAUCGCUUUUGGAUUUGGCGGGUUUUUAGCCACAGUAUCGCUUGCGUUCAUUGUGUUUGUCUAUGCAAGCCAGUCGUUUGACAAUUAUUUCCGCAGUUUCAUCGCGCUGGUCCCUGAACUUCAUCGUGAAACUGUCAAACCUAUCUACGCGAAAUUGAUAGGAACCUACAACAAUUCCUAA
Molecule: messenger RNA, 1152 nt
Organism: Geodia barretti
Lineage: Eukaryota; Metazoa; Porifera; Demospongiae; Tetractinellida; Geodiidae
Source: the annotation of a GenBank genome assembly